Messenger RNA from Nymphalis io (European peacock), 2111 nucleotides. Its product is annotated as myogenesis-regulating glycosidase-like. NCBI's taxonomy places the organism in Eukaryota, Metazoa, Arthropoda, Insecta, Lepidoptera, Nymphalidae. Gene Ontology annotation, biological process: carbohydrate metabolic process. The transcript has 9 exons. Gene Ontology annotation, molecular function: hydrolase activity, hydrolyzing O-glycosyl compounds. Bases 44 to 2065 code for a protein of 673 amino acids. The record is from RefSeq and is a predicted model, not a curated record.
GGAUAACAGUCAACGUUAAACGGCUGAUUCUGUGUGAACUGUGAUGGCGGUCUUAGGGAUACUUCUGGGUAUUCUAACGUUAACCAAUCGGGCAUUCUCGGCGGAUAUAACAUUACGCGCUGAUGAUGUAGAUCUCACUCUUGAACCGCUGUUGACUGGCGGCUUCCAGUUCGUCUUAACCAAAGGAGAUGAGAGAACAGUCUACGGUCACAUAGGCCGCACUCUGUACUCCGUGUACGUAUCCGAGGAGGUGGAAGGAGGAGUUCUCAUCCAGAUGGGCAAUACAAACCUGACCUUAAAUACCGUAUACGACGACUUGGCACAAGCAAGAGGCAUUAAGAUUAAAUGGGACACGAAAGAUCUUAUUCGUUUUGAAGAUUGUUUCAAUUUCGGAAGCAAUCAUUGGUAUGGAGGUCCGAUGCAAGUAAAUCAAGUGUACCCAAUAGAAAAAGCUCAGCAAAAUUACAGCGCCUACGUCUCGAAAGAACAAGACAAUGGAGCGAUUGUCGAGAGAUACUGGCUCAACUCCGCCGGAGAGUACAUCUAUGUACAUCCACAAGUGCCAUUAUUUGUGGACUACAAUUCAAUCCAACCCAACCAUAUUUGCUUCGGUGCUCAAAUAACAGACCCAUACUCGACCAGAAGAAACCAUACCGAGCUGUCUUAUGACAUUUGGUUCCUUCCUGAUGUGAAAAAAGCCCACCAACACGCUGUUGCCAAUUAUUUGGGUAAGCCGACCGGACUCCCAGACUUUAAAAUGGUUCAACAUCCAAUCUGGUCGACUUGGGCUCAGUACUCCCAAAACAUUACCGGAGAAAAGGUUAUGGAAUUCGCAACAGAAAUUAGAGCGAGUGGAUUCAAUGAUUCGCAACUUGAAAUUGAUGAUCUUUGGGAAAUUUGUUACGGUUCUUUAGAAAUUGAUAUGAAAAAGUUCCCUAAUCUUACGCAUUUGGUGGAGGAGAUCAAGGCUUUAGGUUUUCGUGUGACGAUUUGGGUUCAUCCGUUUAUUAACAGCGACUGUGAUCCGUGGUAUUCCGAAGCUCUGUCUAAUGGGUACCUAGUGCUAGAUGAGGCCGGUACGCCAGAAGCAAACUGGUGGAAUCCGAAUGGUUCUAUUCCGGGUCUGGUGGACUUUACUAACCCAGCUGCAGCGGAAUGGUGGUACAGCCGUGUUAAGAAUCUCAUCGACACUUAUCACAUUGAUAGUAUUAAAUUUGAUGCUGGUGAGAGCAGUUUCUCGCCCCAGAUCCCUGUACAAAAUGGCGACAUCGAUCUCCACCCACAUAAUAUCGUCGACGCAUACGUAAGGACAUGCGCAAGAUUCGGAGACAUGAUCGAAGUUCGUGCUGCAUAUAGAACUCAAGACCUCCCGAUCUUCGUUCGCAUGGUAGACAGAGAUUCCAUCUGGGGCUUAAACAAUGGUCUUCCCACAAUCGUCACCACCACCAUCCAGAUGAACCUCAACGGUUACACUUUAGUCUUGCCUGAUAUGAUCGGUGGUAAUGGCUAUAACCUCAACCAUCCCCAAGCCGAUCUGCCGACUAAGGAAUUGUUCAUACGAUGGGUGCAAGCGAACACAUUCUUACCUGCAAUGCAGUACUCGUACGUGCCUUGGAAUUUUGAUAACGAGACGGUGACCAUAAGCAAAAAGUACACUGACCUCCAUGCUGCGCAUGCGCAGGAUAUUUACGAUGCAAUGCAAGCCUCAGUGGAUAACGGCACCCCUGUCAACGCGCCACUGUGGUGGAUAGAUCCUACAGAUGAAGAAGCGCUCAGAAUAUGGGAUGAGUAUCUCCUGGGCGAGAACAUUUUAGUUGCCCCGAUAUUCAAUGAAGGUGCAACUUCCAGAGACGUAUAUCUUCCAGUAGGAACUUGGUUAGAAGAGGGCAACCCUGAUAAGGUUUACGAAGGUCCAAUUUGGAUUUACAAUUAUCCAGCUCCCCUCGACGUCCUGCCGUACUUUGUGAGGGAAAAAUCCAAUGAGACAAAUAUGAGCAAUGCUCCCAUUGUUUCUGCUCUGUUGGUACUUACGGGAAUAUUGAUAAAUAUUUUCAAUCAAUUUUAAGUUCUUUUCGAUGUAUUUACUGUAAAUAAAUAAGCGGUUACUCAAU